This is a messenger RNA of Sinocyclocheilus grahami, 827 nucleotides long. RefSeq names its product regulator of G-protein signaling 1-like. The transcript is spliced from 3 exons. Bases 1 to 294 code for a protein of 97 amino acids. Lineage: Eukaryota; Metazoa; Chordata; Actinopteri; Cypriniformes; Cyprinidae. The record is from RefSeq and is a predicted model, not a curated record.
AUGACAGUCUACAGGGACUACAAGAAGAUAACGUCGUCCCAUAAGAUGAGCUCGAAGGCGAGGAAAAUCUUCGAGCAAUUUGUCGAAGCUGAAUCUCUGAAAGAGAUAAAUAUCGACUAUCAAACACGGGAGGAAAUCAAGAGGAAAGUGAAGAGUCCGACGCCGCAGUGUUUCGACGAGGCUCAGAAGAUCGUUUAUGGACUAAUGGAACGCGACUCUUACCCCAGAUUUCUACGGUCUGAGAUGUACAAAACCCUUCUUGAGUCCCUUGCUGCAGAUAAUGCUCAAAGAUGACUCUAUGGAUAUAUCACACCAAAGCUAAAACUGGAACGGUCUGGUCUUGUAUGCAGGACCAGAACCCUAAAGCUUGCGCCCCUGCCAUGUGGAUCAGACCCCAAAAGACCUCUCAGACUAGAAGGAGACAAUAUGGAGCAAUGGUUGGGAAUGUGCCAUUGAUAUCAAAGUGCAACAUGUUACUGAAGCGCCAUGAGUGCUUCUUAACUGAGGGUGCUUCCUGUGUAGAUAAGGACGCAGCUCCUACAAGCCCUUCCGGUGGUUUCUGAAGCUACAGUGUGGGCACAACACUAUUUUAUUUUCCUGGCACUUCCAGAGGAUCUUUGAGAACUGCUUUACCAUGUCCUACAAUGACUUUAGUAACGAAACUCUACCUCAGCCAAUUGGUUGAGUUGGUUUGGACACUUUUGUGAGAGGAACUUGACACACCCUAUUUCAACAUCGGUGCCAUAUUGCCACACAGAUGUAUAACAUUAAAGAAAGUGUGACUUUAUUACCUACUCGGGAGAUCAAGUAUACAUUAAAAAAAAAAA